AUGGCUAGCUACAGAUACAGAUACAGAUCUCGUAGAUUGUUUGAUGAUUCGGAUUCCUCGUCGUCUGAAACCUCUGAUUCCGAGAGUGUCGACGACGAAGAAUCAUCUGAGGAUUCAGAGGAGGAUCUAAGAGGGGCCACGUAUUUACCCAAACACAGGCCUCGGGGUUCAGGUUUUAAGGCCAAGUCAGGUUAUCAGAUUGGUAAUGCAACGGUUACUGUUGUUGGAGGGGAAAUUACCAGACAAAAAGUUGACGUAAUAGUCAACGGUACAAAUCCUCGUCUCGAUCUGAGCCAAGGGAGAGCUUCGAGUUCCCUCCUAGCCGCGGCAGGGAGGGGCAUUCAGAGAGAGUGUCGUCAGAACUAUCCUGAAAGGUUAGAUCCAGGAGAAAUAGCUGUCACAACAGGGGGAAACCUCGCCUGUAAGGCUAUAUAUCAUGGAGUUCUGACCAAAUAUUCAUCUAAGAAAGACGAACGGAUUUUAGCAGACUUGGUGACAGAAUGUCUGGAUCAGGCUGAUGCUGACGGUUACAGGUCUAUUGCCUUCCCACCGAUUGGGACUGGGAACCUGUCAUACAAUCCAGCAAGAGUUGCUGAAAUAAUGUUGGAAUGUAUUGAAGACUGCACUUCACGAACAGUAACAUCUGUGUCCAUUGUUAUAUACUCACAAGAAAGUAGUUGUUUUCAGGACUUUUUAAACGCAGCUAUGAGAUAUUCGUCAUCAACCUCAAAACUGAGCUUGAGUUCCAAUAAAAAGCGAGGAUCUAAAGCUUCGCCUGGAAUUUCGAUCUCAAACUUUAGUAAUAAUAUUGGCGGAAUCAAUGUGAAUGUCUCAGUUGGUAGUCUUCAAGAUCAAAAUGUAGAUGUUGUCGUCAAUAGCAUUGGGCAGGACCUCAGCAUGGAUUCCGCCUUGUCCUCCGCCCUAGUGUCUGCUGCUGGACCAAAUCUCAUGCAAGAGCUUCAUCAGACAUGUCUUGGUAAAAUUCCUUUUGGAUUUGUUGCUGUUACUAAGGGUUACAACUUAAAUUGUAAAGAAGUAUUUCAUGGUGCCUUAUCUUCAUGGAGCUCAAAAACAACAGGCAGUAAACACCAACCAGAUAUUGUCCUAGAAGAGUUCGUCUAUAAAUGUCUGAAAACGGCCAAUUCACGUGGACACAAGUCCAUUGCGUUUCCAGCAUUAGGAACAGGACAGUUAAAGUUCCCACCAGAUGUGGCUGCUGCUUGUACUGUCGCAGGAAUUAAAAAGUUUUCAGCCAAAUAUAGCAUUUCCGAAAUACGAAUUUUACUGUAUAGUGGGAGUCCAGACUUGAAUCAGCUUAAGAAGGCCUUUAAGGAUGAAAUGACCACUCCUGGACACAGAGUGAGCAAAGCAGGAAAAUCAGCUUCUGUCGAACACUUUUCUCAAUACAGCGAACCAAAGCGAGGCACAGAAGCCUGGUUGGCAUGGAAGUACAGGGAAGAUCUCAGGACGCCGAAAUAUUGGACAAAAUACACCGACACCAAAAAACUAAAACAUUGGAAUUUGGGGGGUAGCUCUUUUGAAAAGGUGGAUCAAGUUACCAAAAGUUCCAUAAGCAAUGCCCUUAAAAAAUCUGUACAAGUCAAAACGAUUGUCAGUAUACAACGGCUUGAAAAUGUUGGUUUGUUCCAAAAGUACGGCGAUGAAUGCCAGAGAUUAUUUCGCAAAGCUAGUAUGGCAGGGAAUUUUACUCCUUUGGAUAAAGUACAGAACUCGCUGGGCCCGGUGAGGGUAAUGAAGUAUCUUGACCAAUCCUUAACGAAGCACACUUAUCCAGAAAUAAACGAGUAUUUCUUUUUCCACGGUACGAAACCAAAUGCUGUGAAUUUGAUCUGUGAACAGGGGCUAGAUAGUAGGCUAGGGGGCGGACGGCUUGGUGUCGGAGUCUAUGGAGCAGAAAUGGCAUCAAAGUCUCACGGUUACACAGGAACGAAUAGCAAAGGUGAAAGACCCAUGUUCUUGGUCAGGAUGUGCCUCGGAGAUGUCUUUUUGACAAAUGUAGACACUAACUUUAGGAGGGCCCCGUGCAAAAAAUGCAGUAAUGCUCAGUGUACAAGUCAUCAAGAGAUGUAUGACAGUGUAGUGGCCAAUGGUGGAGCAUUUUCCGAUCGCGAGUUCGUGGUUUAUGACAGAAAUCAGUCUUAUCCCGAAUUUCUUAUUUGGUAUAUCAAAGUUAAGAUGGCUGGUUACAGAAAUCGCAGGUUACUGGACGAUUCUGAUUCUUCGUUGUCGGAAUCCUCAGAAUCCUCAGAAUCUGAUGAAGAAGAGCAAUAUGACAUUGUGCUGCUUUAUUCUUCUUCUAUGUGCAAUAAGUGUAUUCUCUCCGUAGAAUCUACUGACGAUUCCGACGAGUUGGUAGGGGCCACUUAUUUACCCAAACACAGUUCCCGAGGAUCAAGUUUUCAAGUCAAGUCGGGUUUCCAGAUUGGUAAUAUUACAGUCGAUAUUGUUGGAGGAGAUAUUACCAGACAACAGGUUGACGUAAUAGUUCACAGUGCAAAUCCUAGUCUUGAUCUGAGUCAAGGGAGAGCGUCCAGUUCCCUCCUAUCUGCAGCAGGGAGGGGCAUUCAGAGAGAGUGUCGUCAGAACUAUCCUGGCACGUUAUCAACAGGGGAAAUAGCUGUCACAACAGGAGGAAAUCUCGCCUGUAAGGCAAUAUAUCAUGGAGUUCUGGCAAAAUAUUCAUCUAAAAAAGACGAACAGAUCUUAGCAGACUUAGUGACAGAAUGUCUAGAUCAGGCUGAUGCUGACGGUUACAGGUCCAUCGCCUUCCCACCGAUAGGGACCGGGUACCUGUCCUAUCCCUCUCCAAGAGUUGCUGAAAUAAUGUUGGAAUGCAUCAAAGAGUGCACAUCACGAACAAUAACAUCUGUGUCCAUUGUAAUAUACUCACAAGAAAGCAGCACUUUCCAGGACUUCCUAAACGCAGCAGGAAAGUAUUCGUCAUCUACAUCAAACCAGAAUCAUAAACAAGGCAGUGCUUCCAAGGUUUCCAGACAUUCUGGAAAUAGUGUCAGACUCGGGUCUGUAAAUAUUAAAGUAGUUCUCGGUGCUCUAAACAAGGAAAGCGCUGAUGUCUUGGCUCAUUGUGCUCCAAAAGACUUGAACCUCAGCACCGGUGCUCUUUCACGGGUUUUACUGAAUGAUGCAGGGCCUGGACUGCAGACAGAACUCAACAACGUAGCGUCAAAAGGAAUAAAUUUUGGUGGAUUAGUCAUUACUAAUGGAUACAAUCUGUCAUGCAAAUAUGUCUUCCAUGGCACUUUGCCAAAAUGGGGAACACCCUCGCCUGAUCCUUCUGGAUGUUUGGAACAGUUUGUAACCGGCUGUCUGGAAACGGCGAACUUUAACUCGAUAAGAUCGAUAGCAUUUCCAACGCUUGGUAUUGGGGCUUUGGGAUAUCCUACAAAAAAUGCGAUUAAAGUUAUGGUACAGAGUAUCCAGAAGUUCAGCCGUAAUCAUCCACAAUCUAGUCUUACAGACGUCAGCAUUGUGAUUUUUAAAGGAAGCCAAGAUUCUUCAUUAGUCCAAUCUGAGCUUUUAAAUGAACUUGGAAUUGGUCAAAGUGCUUCAGGUUCGACUUCCCAAGCAACAUCAGCAGCUUCGUCCACUGGAAUGUCGCGUACAAAAUUUAGCAAAAAUAUUGGCAAAAUUUCUGUGAAUGUUAUAGUAGGAAGUUUGCCAGAUCAAAAUGUUAGUGCUGUUGUCAAUGCCAUCGGACAAGAUCUCAACAUGAACUCUGCGUCUUCCUCUGCUCUGGUCUCUGCUGCUGGACCAAACCUCGUACAAGAGCUUCAUCAAAAAUGUCCUAAAAAUAACAUUGCUUUCGGUUUUAUUGCUGUUACCAAGGGUUACAAUUUGAAAUGUUCCGAAGUUUUUCAUGGCGCCUUGUUGUCGUGGUAUGCUAAAGCUACUGGCAAUACAACCCAACCAGAUAUUAUAUUGGAGGAAUUUGUUUAUAAUUGUCUAAAAACGGCCAAUUCCCAUGGACACAAGUCCAUAGCGUUUCCAGCACUCGGUACAGGACAGCUGAAGUUCCCGUUGGACGUAGCAGCUGCUUGCACUGUGGCGGCAAUUCGAAAGUUUUCAGCCAAAUAUAGCAUUUCUGAAGUACGAAUCGUAUUGUACGGUGGUAGUCCAGACUUGAAACAAUUAGAGAAGGCAUAUAAAGAUGAAUUGUCUAGUCCUGGGAAAAAAGUGAGUGCUGUCGGUCACCCAGUACCGAGCGGACAGUCUUCUCAAUACCAUGAGCCACCGCGUGGAACAAAAGCCUGGUUAGCUUGGAAGUACAGGGAAGACAUGAGGACACCAAAAUACUGGACGAAAUACACAAACACAAAAAAAUUGAAAGACUGGAAUUUGGAUGUUAGAACAAAUGUCCACUCUUUAGAAACCGUAGACCAACUGACUUUCAAUUCAAUAGGCGCUACUCUAAAAAGCACACUAGGUACUGUAAGAAUAGUAAGCAUAAAGCGAAUAGAGAACGUGAGUCUCUAUCAAAAAUAUGGCGACGAAUGCCAAAGAUUAUUUCGCAAAGCAAGUGUUGAAGGUAACUUUGUUCCCCUCGAAAAAAUGAAGAACUCGACAGGCUCUGUAAAAGUAAUGAAGACUUUAGACCCUUCUUUAACUCGACAUACAUACCCAGAAAUUAAUGAUUAUUACUUUUUCCACGCAACAAAGGCCCAGCUUGUAGAUGUGAUAUGUUCACAAGGCUUAGACAGUAGACUGGCAAAUAAUGGACUGCUUGGUAGUGGUGUUUAUGGAGCAGAGGUGGCAGUAAAGUCCCAUGCAUAUUCAGGACCAAACCAGAAGGGAGAACGCCCCAUGUUUCUUAUCAGAAUGUGUCUUGGGGAUGUGUACAUGACUGGGUCAGUAGGACAAUUCAGAAGACCCCCAUGUAAAAUAUGUCUCUCGAAUAUUUGCACAACUCAUCAAGAAACAUAUGACAGUGUAGUGGCUAACUUCCCACAACGAGAAUUUGUUGUUUAUGACAGGAAUCAGUCAUAUCCUGAAUACAUCAUUUGGUAUAGAUAGUCUACAUGUGGAUAUUGAAGGUCCUAUGUGCGGAAACUGUCUUGCUUUGCAGAGAAAUGAAAACGUAAAACUUCUUUAUUUUUUGAGUUUGUUUGGAUUGGUUUAUUGUGUUUUUUGUUCAAAUAUCUACCUAAUUUGCAUUGAAAUAUAUUGUACA
Saccostrea echinata is the source of this 5209-nucleotide messenger RNA. RefSeq lists its product as uncharacterized. Lineage: Eukaryota; Metazoa; Mollusca; Bivalvia; Ostreida; Ostreidae. Bases 1 to 5052 code for a protein of 1683 amino acids. Gene Ontology annotation, molecular function: NAD+ poly-ADP-ribosyltransferase activity; transcription corepressor activity. The record is from RefSeq and is a predicted model, not a curated record. The transcript has 26 exons. Gene Ontology annotation, biological process: negative regulation of gene expression. Gene Ontology annotation, cellular component: cytoplasm; nucleus.